AUGGGAAAAAGAAAAACAAGAAGCAAUAACAAGAAUGUAUCGGAUAAAGUUGUCGAUGAUCCCAAUCGUAUGGAUGUGUCUGACGAAGGGGAUCCAUCUGAUGCCUUAGAAAAUGACAAUGAUGACGUCGAAGAAGGAAUAAUAGACGUAGACUUUGAUUUUUUUGACCCAAAAAAAAUCGAUUUUCAUUCAAUAAAAAAUUUGUUGAUUCAAUUAUUUUCUUCGGAUUCCGAGUUGUUUCACUUGAGCGAAUUGACAGAAUUGAUUAUUGAUCAACCGUUGUUGGGUAGUACUGUUAAAGUUGAUGGAUCGGAAUCCGAUCCUUACGCUUUACUUACUGUGCUUAACAUUAACAAACAUAAGGAAAAGCAAUGCAUGAAAAGUCUUGUUGGUUAUUUGUUGGAAAAAACAAAAAAGGACUCUAGAUUACAUGAUAAACUUACCAACCUUUUCAGAGAAAAUUCUGAACAACAUGUUGGACUAAUUUUAAGUGAAAGAUUAAUUAACAUGCCAGUACAGAUUGUUCCGCCAAUGUAUAAAAUGUUACAAGAGGAGAUUCAAUGGGCUAUUGAAGAUGCAAAAGUUAUGUCCACUGUGGAUGAUGCAGAUGUUCAAAAGUCGAGAAAAAAGAAAGCGAGGUCAGAACAAACGACCUUUUAUUUUCAUGCUGAAGAUGAAAUAAUCGAACAGAAUUCGGAUUAUCAACUAAACUUUGAGUUCACGAAACAAUCAACGGCAGUGUCAGAUUCUCGAAGGGCUUUUAGUGAUUUUGGUAUCGCACCCGAAAUGAAAUUAUUUUUAUUACAUAAAUCAAAGUUUGAUAAAUUAAUUCAGGAUUUAGAAAAUGCCUGCAAGUAG
This is a messenger RNA of Acaulospora morrowiae, 858 nucleotides long. The record is from the annotation of a GenBank genome assembly. NCBI's taxonomy places the organism in Eukaryota, Fungi, Glomeromycota, Glomeromycetes, Diversisporales, Acaulosporaceae.